CGUUACCCCGGUAUCCCUUCGAUGCGAUGAGGAGGUUCCCUUCCUGAACAAGUGAACACACAGAAGAGAAGUUGAGCAGACACAGGGAAAAGAUACGACCUGGAGACUAGAUAAAAGCACAUCGACACCUGAAUAUACGUCAAUCCAUAACCCCGCUGUGUCUGCGAGGCUACAUGCGCGGCCCCGGCGGAACCGCUUAAAUCGAGUGGCGUGCACGCCAGGUGUCGGGCCAACCAGUGGGGAAAAAUGAAAUUUACUUCAUGCAGGCUGUGGCCAGUGCUGGCGCUCCUCAUCUCUUGGUCGGCGGCGGCGGCGGCGGCGGUGGGCGAGGGGUCUCUGCUGGACGGCUGGCACGACGUGUGGCCCUUCCGCUUCCUGCUCAACAUGAUGGGCUACUCCACCAUCAUCAUCCCCGGCUACCUGCUCAUCAAGUACUUCAGGCGCACCAACUACCAGGACACGGGUCACGGUAUCUGUAGCCCCGUCAUCAAGGCCUGCGUGUUCGGCAGCGAGACCAAGUCGGGCCUGCUGGACGAGGUGUCCAGCGCGCCCAGGGUAGAGGUGGACUCCGGAUCGCCCGUCAGACAGAUGUUCAAGUUGACCUUCUGUGCGGUGGGCCUUCAGGUUUCCUACCUGACGUGGGGCGUCCUGCAGGAGCGCGUGAUGACCCGCUCCUACGGCGAGGCCCCGGCGGAGCAGGCGGUGGGCGAGCCGGACGCGGGUGGCGAGCGCUUCACCGACUCCCAGUUCCUGGUGUUCAUGAACCGCAUCCUGGCGCUCACGGUGUCGGGCCUCUGGUGCCUCAUCAUCAAGCAGCCGCGGCACGGCGCGCCGCUCUACAAGUACUCGUUCGCCUCGCUCUCCAACAUCCUGAGCAGCUGGUGCCAGUACGAGGCGCUCAAGUACAUCAGCUUCCCCACGCAGGUGCUGGCCAAGGCGUCCAAGGUCAUCCCCGUCAUGCUCAUGGGCAAGAUGGUGUCGCACAAGAGCUACGAGUACUGGGAGUACCUGACGGCGGCGCUCAUCUCGGUGGGCGUGGGCCUGUUCCUGCUGUCGAGCUCGGCGGCCCACCAGCCAUCCACGGUCACCACCUUCAGCGGCGCCGUCAUCCUGGCGGGCUACAUCGUGUUCGACAGCUUCACGUCCAACUGGCAGGACCACCUGUUCAAGUACAAGAUGUCGUCGGUGCAGAUGAUGUUCGGCGUGAACCUCUUCUCGUGCCUGUUCGCCGUGGGCUCGCUGCUGGAGCAGGGCGCGCUGGUGGAGGCGCUGGCCUUCAUGCACCGCCACCCGGACUUUGCGUGCCACGCGGCGCUGCUGUCGGUGUGCUCGGCGUGCGGCCAGCUCUUCAUCUUCUACACCAUCAGCCAGUUUGGUGCGGCCGUGUUCACCAUCAUCAUGACCCUGCGGCAGGCCAUCGCCAUCCUGCUGUCGUGCCUGCUCUACGGGCACGCCGUCACCGCCAUGGGCGUGCUGGGCAUCGGCGUGGUGUUCCUGGCGCUCUUCCUGCGGCUGUACGCGCGCAGCCGCGCCAAGGCCGGCCGGCGCUCGGCCUUGCCGCCGGCGCAGAAGGUCUGAGGCAGGGGCCUGGCGGUGGGGGGCAGGGGGGAGGGGGAAGGGAUUUCUUUGUUUUCGGUUUUCUUUUUACUGAAAUGAGAGCAGAGGCCAUUUUUUCUCCUGUGGCCCCUUUUGAUUGUACGCACGAUGGUUUAAAACUUGUAACCUGUAUUUUUACUUUUUUGUUUUUAAUCCGGUUUUAUUUUAUUCUAUUCCAGGGGUGCAUUAUUUCUUUAUUUUGAGUAAAGACACUGAAAGGGAUCCUGCAAUUUCGGGUUCUUUGUCAUUUUUCCAAGAUGGCUCAAAGGGAUUAAUAAGACUUUACUUGCCGGUCGUCACUCAUCUUCAGUGACUGUGAAGUUGGUCGUCAUAAUGUGAGUGUGUUUAUGAAAGCGUCAUUAUCACACCCAUCCCCUAAAGACUUGAUGAAGGCACCAACAAAACCAUCCACAAUCAAUGUCAAAGCUCUUCCUCGGUGGUGGUUUGGUACUGGGCUUGGUUUUGCCCGAGAUGCUGACGUUGCUAUGUUGCGGUAACCUGGCAACCCCAUGCACAUCCAACUUUUUGUGUUCCAUCAUGUUUACCGCGACACAAGAUCAGACCAGGAAGGAUUGUAAGGAGAACGGGCACUUCUCCACAUUGAAGGUACGGCCGGGAACAACUUCUACUAACUGUCUGGUCAAAUUUGUUUUUUAAUGUUUCUGUGAGAAAGGAGGCCUGUUUCAAGAAAGUAGAAAACAAAAGGAGAAUAAGUUACACAACACUUGAAUAAAUGUCAACUAUGGGUCACCUAACGCAUACAAAUAUUUGUAGAUAAAUAAUCCCACCCUCCUCCUAUACACAUAAAGGUGUCAUUUCACGGUGAGGCUCAACCUCAAGGCCAAAAAAAAAAAGAAUAAUGUUAGUUAUAACAUGUUUCAAAGAGAAAGAUCAUUCCAGUGCUAGGAAUAAUUCAAUGUUGGAAUUGUCUGCACCUGCACUUGUACUGGUGGAUUUGCAAAGAAAACAACUGAAAGUCGAGCGAAUCACCUCAAUAAGAGCCUUCUAUGGAGAUUAGAGAAGCAGUCUCUUUUUUAUGUCUUGUCUGCCUGACUCUUCCUUCUCAAAUAUCACCUAUUCUAUGAUUUAACGGGCCUUCUUACAAACACUUGGGUAUGUGGAUGGAUUUAAAAACAAAAGCCUUUGUUAAUUGAAAACUGUGUGUGUGUGAUGAAUGUGUGUGUGAUGAAUGUGUGUGUGUGUGUGUGUGUGUGAUGAAUGUGUGUGUGUGAUGAAUGUGUGUGUGUGUGUGUGUGAUGAAUGUAGGUGUGAGUACAAAAAACGGUGGAUACUUUGCUCCUUUUUGUGUUUAUAUUAUUUGUGUAUUUACCCAAGUAACUGGAUUAAUAAUAAAUACAAUAAGUUAACUAUAAAA
This is a messenger RNA of Gadus morhua (Atlantic cod), 2971 nucleotides long. It is a transcript of the gene slc35b2, whose product is annotated as solute carrier family 35 member B2. The transcript has 4 exons. Gene Ontology annotation, cellular component: endoplasmic reticulum membrane; Golgi membrane. The record is from RefSeq and is a predicted model, not a curated record. Lineage: Eukaryota; Metazoa; Chordata; Actinopteri; Gadiformes; Gadidae. Gene Ontology annotation, biological process: transmembrane transport; 3'-phosphoadenosine 5'-phosphosulfate transport. The coding region runs from base 247 to 1578 and encodes 443 amino acids. Gene Ontology annotation, molecular function: 3'-phosphoadenosine 5'-phosphosulfate transmembrane transporter activity.